This is a messenger RNA of Octopus bimaculoides (California two-spot octopus), 3537 nucleotides long. RefSeq lists its product as uncharacterized. The record is from RefSeq and is a predicted model, not a curated record. NCBI's taxonomy places the organism in Eukaryota, Metazoa, Mollusca, Cephalopoda, Octopoda, Octopodidae. Gene Ontology annotation, biological process: DNA repair; telomere maintenance. Gene Ontology annotation, molecular function: DNA helicase activity.
AUGGAGAGCGCAAUUGAAAGGAAACGUCGCUUAGCGAGAGAAAGACAGAGGAAUUGCAGAGCAAGGCUCUCAGCUGAAAAAUCUGCUGCCAUCAGAAAGCAAGAUAGAAUUAGAGAAGCACGGCGCCGUAAGAAUGAAACUGCUUUUGAAACUGAUGCAAGGAGAAAAUAUCAAAGAGAAAAAAUUUUGCAAAGGAUUGCAAAUGAAACAGAAGAAGAGACUCUUCAAAGACAGCAAAAGAAUGCCAAUGCAAUGAGAGCUGCCCGUGUAAAUAAUGCAGGUUUUAUACCUGAUAAUUACACAUAUUCAGAAAACAGGGUCCACAUUCAUAACUGUGGAAAUAUGGAUUCCAUUUGCCAGUUUUGCUCAGGAAAACAUUUUUCUGCUGAGAAACCAUCAGAUGGACGUUUCAAUAAUUGUUGUCACAAAGGCAAAAUUUUACGUCCUAUCAGAAGAGAAUUUCCACCAUACUUACUUUCAUUGUUAUCUGAUCAAAAUCAUCCACAUUAUAGAAAUUUCCAAGAAAACAUUCGGUCAUAUAAUUCAUUACUAUCAUUCGCUUCGAUUGGUGCUCAACUGCAGAAUCCACCUGGAAAAGGCCCGUUUUGUUUCCGUGUGCAUGGACAAAUUUACCACAGAGCUUCACAUAUUCAUCCAAAUGAAGGUAAACGAAGACAAAAUGCUCAACUUUAUGUUGUAGACAGCACCCAAGCAACAGAAAUAAGAGCUCAGAAUCACACCAAUUCAGGCUGCCUCCGAGAAGUGCUCGAAAACUUGGUUAAUAUUAUUCUUAGCGAUAAUGUGUAUGCUCAUUGUUUUCAAACACUUCAUGAAAUUGAAGUACAAGAAGAACAGCGUACUCAAGAAGAAAACAUUGAUAUGCCAAGGGUCAACUUAGUAUUCAACAGAGAUUGUAUUAACGACAGAAGGAGAUACAAUUUGCCAACAGUCAAUGAAAUUGCUAUUGUAUUCAGAAACGAAGAAGGUGAACCUCCGUUUCAUAGAGAUUUUAAAGUGUAUCCAAGGAACUCUGAGGUUCCAACUAUAAAUCUUGACAUCUUGAGCCCAGAACUUGAUCCAAUGACGUACGUAUUGUUUUUCCCACACGGUGAACCAGGAUGGCAACCACACAUGGCUGGAAAUCGUGAUGACCAGCAACGACAAAACAUUUCAAUGCUUCAACAUAAAAUAUCUUUAACUGCUGUAAGGGAUAAUGAAUUCAAUCCCCUUUUGCACGGGGGAAAACUUUUUCAACAAUGGGUUGUAGAUUCUUACUUGCAAGUUGAAGCUUACAAUUUAAAUUACAUACGAACACAACAAAACCAUCUGAAAGCGGAACAACAUCAAGGACUUGCUGACCAUUUAACCAAUGCAGCAAAUGCUGAAGAUGCUCGAAUCGGAUGGACGGGAUCAGCAAGAAAUAUGAGAGAACAAUACCAAGAUGCAUUAGCAAUUGUGAGAAAAUUUGGCCCCCCUGAUAUAUUUCUUACGAUGACAUGCAAUCCUAAUUGGCCCGAGAUACAAAACAACCUUUUUCCAGGUCAAACAGCCUCCAGUAGACCAGAUUUAGUGGCUCGGGUGUUCAAUAUUAAGUUGCAGGAAUUGAUAAUUGAUGUAACAAAAAGACAUGUGAUUGGCCGAGUUGUCGCACAUUGUUACACCAUAGAAUUUCCAAAGAGAGGACUACCACACGCCCGUUUAUUAUUAAUAUUUCAUCCAGAAGAUAAACCAAACUCAGCUGAAAGAAUCGACAAAAUUGUGUGUGCUGAAAUUCCUGACCCAGAGACAGAAUCAGUACUCUAUGAAAUUGUUAAGAAAUUUAUGAUUCACGGUCCUUGUGGUGAGCAAAACCUUAACGCGUCAUGCAUGGAAAAUAACGACUGCUCAAAAGGUUUUCCCAAACAGUUUCAACAGGAAACCUUUAAAAUCCCAGAUAGUUAUCCAUCCUACAGAAGACGUCCAGGUUCAACAUUAAACAUCGGUCAGAAAGUGGUGGACAACCGAUACGUUGAACCUUAUAACAAAUAUUUAAGUCAUAAAUACAACUGCCACCUCAGUGUAGAAAUUUGCACCUUCAUCGGGUCCGUGAAAUAUGUGUACAAAUAUAUAUACAAAGACUAUGAUUCCAUAACUGUAGGCAUCAGCGAACACAAUGAAAUCAAGAACUUUCUGGAUGCGAGAUAUGUGAGUGCUCCCGAAGGAAUGUGGAGAUUGCUUGAAUUCAAAAUGCAUGACAAAUCCCAUACAAUUAUUCACCUUCCUGUUCAUCUCCCGCAGGAACAGCCCGUCUAUUUUGAGGAGGGACAAGAAAGACGAGCGCUAGAAAGAGCUGCCCAACGCAAUACUCCUCUAACAGCAUGGUUCUUGCUCAACCAAAAGGAUGAAAAUGCAAGACAAUAUCUAUAUGGGGACAUUCCUUAUCAUUAUGUCUACAACAAGAAAAUGACGCAGUGGACUCCCAGACAACGUGGAGCUGACAAAAUCAUAAGUGAAAUGUGUUCUGUCAACCCCAAGUAUCAAGAGAGAUUUUACAUGAGACUUUUGUUGCUACAUGUUAAAGGAUCUCGAAGUUUCGAAGAACUGAAAACGGUGGAUGGCGUCAUAUGCAGCAGCUAUAAAGAAGCAGCAGAGUGCCGGCAGUUGGUUCAAAAUGAUGAUGAGUGCUUAGAAGAGGCUUCUUUGACAAAUAUGCCAAAUGAGCUCCGGCAGCUGUUUGCACACAUUUGUAUUUUCAAUAAUCCGGUCAAUCCUGACGUGCUGUUCAACAACUUUGAAGAAAGCUUGACUGAAGACUUCCUUAAAAAUCACACCAGAACAAUCUCAGUACAACUGGCUUUACGAGAAAUUGAAACCACAUUGUCCUUGUAUGGUUUGACAUGUCAAAAGUUGCAUCUUCCAAUUGAUGAUAUGUCUUUGAUGAAUUCUCAGAAUGUAAAACAAAUCCAGGAUGACCUUGAAGUGGAAGCACAAAUUACUUCUUUCACAGACAACCAGCGUCGUGUGUUUAAUCAAAUUAUCACAGCUAUUGAUGAUGAACACCGUCCCAGCAGAUUUUUCUUCUUAGAUGGCCCGGGUGGUACAGGAAAAACGCACCUCUACAAUACCUUGAUAUCGCAUUUGAGUCGUCAAGGAAAGCAUGUUCUCUCAUUUGCUACAACAGACAUUGUGGCUGAUCUAUUGCCCCAAGGAAGGGCUGUACACAGUGGCUUUAAGCUCCCAGUCCCUAUCUUGGAAAAUUCUACAUCACUGAUGAAGAUUCCAUCACAGCGCUCUGAAAAAUUAAAAUUAGCUGACCUAAUAAUAAUUGAUGAAGCAUCAAUGCUUUCAGGAAAUGCAUUGAGGUGCAUUGAUUUGCUGCUAAAAGAAAUAAUGAGCUGUCAUCAGCCUUUUGGUGGUAAAGUUCUCCUUCUUGGCGGAGACUUUAAGCAAACUGCACCAGCUAUUCCGAGAGGGUCAGAUGCUAUAAUUGAAUCUUCUGUCAAAUAUUCUCCUCUGUGGACAGAUGCCACAAUUUUUACUUUAACAGGGAACAUGUGA